UAGUAGGAUCAUUUAAGAAUAACAGAGUUGAAAGAAGCCCAGUUCAUCGAUACAGACAGGACCCUUUCAUCUUGUCUACCUGUUCACGCCACUUCUGUCUCCAAAACUGGAACAAACAACCGGAAAGAUGGAGACGAAGAUUUGAAAGAUGAGGAGAACAUCACAACUCAAGGCAUCAUUGUCAGUGGCAGAAUAUUGAACAGUGACUCAAAGUGUGAACAUGAUAUAAAAGAGUAUAUACACAGUUUUGAGAAUAACUUCAAACAUUAGUCCAGCACAGCUUAUGAAAUCAUCAUUAACUUAUUUGGCCAUAUUGCAAGCAACCCUUAUUUGGAAAAGCAUAAUGUCAUCCAGACUUUGAUAUUUCAGAUACUACAUGAAAAGUUGGGAAGAAAAUUAUGUCCGGAAAAUCACAACAGCCCGGUUUUACCAAAGGACUUCAACCGCAGUACAAAAAACAAUAAAACACCUGGGUCAGAGUUAUUUAAGCAUAUAGUGGAAAUGUUUCUACUCACUGAAACAAAUGAUACCAGUGAUAGUGUGUCUUCCACUGUAACAGACGGUUUCUAUCAGCCGAUAAAAGAUUAUGUGAAGAUGAAUACAGUUAAUUCCAAACAGUAUGCCUUCGCAACAAUUUUUAUGCGAGAUGGCAGCAAAACAAGUUUUAAGCCCAAAUAUCCAAACUUUGCUAACCGUAAACACACUCAUAGCGAGGAGUUUGUGAUUGAAGAGCUUGAAGAUUUCAUAAGCCGUAAUGGACCAAUGGUAGAAACUGUUUAUAUUUAUUCUUAUAACAGUCCUUGUUUACAAAGAAAGGGUGGAGUACAGCCUUGUAUGUUUAUGUUGAUGCAGAAAGCGGCUGAAUGGAAAGAAAAAUAUAACAUCUUAUUAAAAGUAGGGUUCACCAAGUUUUGGGUACCAAAAUGUCCAGAUUGGUUUGAAGAACUCAUCUCAACCCUAGACUCUGAGAAAUUUAAAGACUAUAGGUUUAAAUUGGAUUACAAAAAUUUAGCUGAUAAAUUUAAGAAAAGUCCGAUCUUCUCCUUGCUAUCACAAGUAGAUAACCUUGAAAAAAAUACACUGUUUGACAAAAUCACAUCCACUCGAAAAGAUCUGCUGGAUCUAGCACAGAGUCUCGAUAACAUCGGACUGAGAGACGAUCUGUUGCUUAAAGGAGAACAACUAAUUAAUUCUUGCAAAUGUUCUCCUAUAGUCAGGGAUGAAUUUUGUAGAAUUUUGCUGAAGGAAUGGAGUGAAACGGUAAACAACAGUUUCGAGAAAGACAUUAAAAGCAAGAUCAGAAAGGAAGUUGGCCACGCAGUGAUUCUUCUUUUUAUGGACAAGUUAAGGUCAGAUUGGAGAAACAGCUUUCCUCUGAAACUGUACCGUGUCAGUUCACCGUUACAGCCAAAUGAUAAUGAUGUCCAAUGAC
Molecule: messenger RNA, 1432 nt
Organism: Melanotaenia boesemani (Boeseman's rainbowfish)
Lineage: Eukaryota; Metazoa; Chordata; Actinopteri; Atheriniformes; Melanotaeniidae
Exons: 3
Coding region: 502-1431 (309 amino acids)
Source: RefSeq, a predicted model, not a curated record